Messenger RNA from Nanorana parkeri, 852 nucleotides. RefSeq names its product borealin-2-like. Gene Ontology annotation, biological process: mitotic sister chromatid segregation. Bases 1 to 852 code for a protein of 283 amino acids. The record is from RefSeq and is a predicted model, not a curated record. Gene Ontology annotation, cellular component: chromosome passenger complex; spindle midzone; chromosome, centromeric region. The transcript is spliced from 11 exons. NCBI's taxonomy places the organism in Eukaryota, Metazoa, Chordata, Amphibia, Anura, Dicroglossidae.
AUGCACCCCAAGAGGACCAGGAAGCAGGCGGGCAACAGGGCGAAGGGGAGCGGAGAUUCUGGCCUGGGGCUGGCGGACCCCCUGCAGGAGCAGAAGAAUGAGAAGAUUCGCCUCUUCAUGUUGGACUUCAUCCAGCAAAGAAAGGAUCGCAUUGAGGAGGUGAAGAAGGAGCUGGAGGUCCUCGACGGGCUCCCAGACCAGAUCAUGGAGGUGGAGCUUCUGAAGAUGCCGGUGUCCAUCCGACAGAUGAAGGUCGGAGACUAUUACAAGCUGAUGGAAGCAAACAAAGUGGAGGAAGCGGCUUUGGCAAAGGCGGAUAGUCUGGAAGAAGAGCUGCGCGAAGUCAAACUUGUGAGAAAGAACAGCAAAAGGGUUAAGAUGACGACCACUACAGAAUACCACGACCCCGUCCACGCUAAAGUGACGUCCACCACCCAGAAGAGCAGGACGGUCCCCAAGAUCACUAAAAGUAAAUCCUUUGUUGGUGACAGCGCCAAGAAGCCCGCCAUGAUGAGGCUUCUGAUCUAUUCCUCUCGGUCAAUAUCUGCCACCCCCCUCGGUAAAGCACCCAGGAAGGCUUUGUUGUCUACUUCAUCCUGCCGACCUGAAGCCAGGAACACAAGGUCCACACGAAGCAGAGCAAUGUCCUCCCUGGGUGAGCACCAGCCACUAAUGGACGGCUUCCCGCUUCUUCAUAUCCCGCUGUUGGAUGGGCAGACUCUGUCCUCGGCUGUUGAUGAUCUGGAUUCUGUGAAUGUGGAGCUACUAAGAGCGGACACCGUGCAACACAUUCACAAUCUUGUGGGUCAGCUGACCAAUUUGUGCACCAAAGCUUACAAAACCAGCCAAUGA